AAGAUCAACACGAGCAUGCGUCUGUGUAGUGGGUCUCCUGGUAUAAAGUCGAGCAGCUGUGAGACGGAAAGCAACAGUCCAGUUAGGAACAUCUCCCUCACACAUCGCCAGACUCCCUCCCAGCUGUGGUUUUUUCCCCCCGAGAUGUUCACCUCUGUGAUGGAUGUGGUGCAGGGACUGGGGGUGAGCAGCACCCGCUACCUGCAGACCAACUACAAAGAUGCUCAGGGCUUGUUCCUCUGGGUCUCCUGGGCGGCGGACCUCCGGAACACCUUCUUCAUCUUCUUCCCGCUUUGGUUUCACCUGCGGCCCUCGGUGGGCGUCAAGCUGAUCUGGGUGGCCGUGAUCGGGGACUGGCUCAACCUGGUCUUUAAGUGGAUCCUGUUCGGGGAGAGGCCGUACUGGUGGGUCCACGAGACGUCUCACUACGCAGACUCGGCGCGUCCUCACAUCGAGCAGUACCCGAUGACCUGCGAGACCGGACCAGGCAGUCCAUCUGGACAUGCGAUGGGGGCUGCGGGGGUCUACUACACUCUGGUCACGUCCAUCCUCCUCAUCCUCAGCAGCAAGAAGCCAUCAAACAUUAACUGGUAUCUGAGGGCUGGUCUGUGGUCCCUGUUUUGGGGGGUCCAGGUGUGCGUGUGUCUGUCCAGGGUCUUCAUCGCCGCUCACUUCCCUCAUCAGGUCAUUGCUGGUGUCAUCACAGGCAUGAUGGUGGCCGAGGCCUUCGACAGGACCCGCUGGAUCUACAGCGCCAGCAUGAAGAGCUACUUCUACACCACGCUCUUCCUGACCUCCUCCGCCGUCGGCUUCUACCUGCUGCUCCGAGCCGUGGGCGUGGACCUGCUCUGGACCCUGGAGAAGGCGCAGAGGUGGUGCGUCCGGCCCGAGUGGGUCCACCUGGACAGCACGCCCUUCGCCAGCCUUCUGCGCAACAUGGGCACCCUGUUCGGCCUGGGCCUGGGCCUGCACUCGCCCCUCUACACCGAGACCAAGAGGAGCGAGCGUGCGUCGGCGCAGGCGGCGUGCGUGGUCAGCUCGCUGCUCCUGCUGCACCUGUUCGACUCCUUCAAGCCCCCCACCCACACCGCCGCCCUCUUCUACCUGCUGUCCUUCUGCAAGAGCGCCACCGUGCCCCUGGUCACCGUCAGCAUCGUCCCGUACUGCGUGAACCGAGCUCUGAGCCUGCACAACAAAAAAGGAGUCUGAGCUUUAAAAAAAAAAGACUACAGAGACUUUAAUAUGAGAAAUAUGAUUAUUUUGGUGCUGAAUGAAAUGACAGGACUGUCUUUGUCUCAGGAAGAUGUCGUCUCUUUCAGACACUCUGAGGGGAAGCUCAAAAACAAACUGACUUUAACAAACCAUGCUGGGCUCAGGCUUCUGGAUGAAGAGCCGAACGGCUGAAUGAAGUGAAUGUUUGCGUCUCGGUUUGGACCCGUCGUUUCAGUUGUCGUGAAAGUAGUUUUUUUUUAAAGUGUUUAUUUUGAAAACCUUUGGGAUAUUUUUUAAAUAAAACCUUAAAAAGUGU
This is a messenger RNA of Austrofundulus limnaeus, 1528 nucleotides long. RefSeq names its product glucose-6-phosphatase catalytic subunit 1a, tandem duplicate 2 (gene g6pc1a.2). NCBI's taxonomy places the organism in Eukaryota, Metazoa, Chordata, Actinopteri, Cyprinodontiformes, Rivulidae. The coding region runs from base 16 to 1209 and encodes 397 amino acids. Gene Ontology annotation, biological process: glucose 6-phosphate metabolic process; gluconeogenesis. Gene Ontology annotation, cellular component: membrane. Gene Ontology annotation, molecular function: glucose-6-phosphatase activity. The record is from RefSeq and is a predicted model, not a curated record. The transcript has 5 exons.